GUUUUCUUUAUAUUUGAUAGCAUCAUGGUCGUCCAAGAGAGAAGACAGAUCGCUUCGAGCUAAAGUGAGAAGACAUAUAGGGAUACACUUGUAUUCAUGUUAUACAAGAUAUUAUAUCACUCUACUGCAUUAUCGCUUUCCCUAUUUUUACUACAGUCAUCAUGGGUGACUCUUAUUUGAGAGAAAUCAUAGAAGACGCUAGCAAAUAUGGCGAUAGCGAUAGAAAGGAAAUAAUAGACCAACUACGCAUCGAAUUGGGCGUGUCGUCGCUCCCAUCAGCAGAUGAACUCAAGGACGAUAUCAGAUCUACAUUUCUGACACCACCAAAUAAGCUAAUAACUAAGAGCUUUCAGACUAUACCAAGAGAUCCAAACGUGAGGUCAUUAUUACAGUCAAAUAUCUCCUCUCCUUCUUCCAAGUUAGCGUUUCAAAGAGCCGGUUUGGAUGGUAAUAUUAUCGGUCAUAGCGAAGUCCAAAUUCCAAUCGCUGCAAGGGAAGACGCGAGAACAUCCACUAGUAUCCAUAGAGCUCCGACCGAUGCGGCGUCAUUCGUUAGAGGAAAGAGUGGAAAUGUUCCAUUCGCACCAGGUGGAUUGGACGUCGUUAAAGAGCUUUCAGACGUUGGGUCUAGAAGAAAAAACGGUAUAGAUGGUGAAAAUGCGGGUAGUACCGUCGAUUUGUCCAAGGGCGGUUUAAGGACUGUCCCACCAGGGUUUGAAAGGGGUUUGAAGUUUGAAGGAGACGACAGCAAUUCUUUGGAAGCAAUUGGAGGAGUCUCGAACGUCGCAGAACCUAGCACAUCUAAGCAUACAGCCGUUUCGACAAACAGACAAGCGGAUGGCAAUGUAUUAUCCAAUCAAGCAUAUGCGGAUGCUUCAAUAGAUGAGCUUCUACCAGAUUCCAAACCACACAUCCCGACUACGGCUGCCAACUCGCGUCGUAAGGCUCAAUUAGCUAAAAGAGAAUGGGCGCAUGUUGUCGAUGCCAAUAAAGGUCUUGCAAAUUUCGAUGAGUUGGUUCCAGAUAUGGCUAUAAAGUAUCCAUUCAAGCUAGAUCAUUUCCAACAAAAUGCAGUCUAUCACUUAGAAAUGGGAGAUUCAGUUUUUGUUGCUGCUCAUACAUCAGCCGGUAAGACCGUCGUUGCAGAGUACGCCAUAGCGUUGGCAGCUAAACAUAUGACGAGAACUAUUUAUACAUCACCAAUUAAGGCACUCUCUAAUCAAAAAUAUCGUGAUUUUAAGACGACAUUCGAUCCAGCAACCGUUGGAAUUCUAACUGGAGAUGUUCAGAUCAAUCCAGAAGGUAGUUGCCUGAUUAUGACGACCGAGAUUUUACGUAGCAUGUUAUACAAAGGUGCCGACUUGAUCAGAGAUGUUGAAUUCGUUGUCUUUGACGAGGUACACUAUGUUAACGAUGCAGAGAGAGGUGUCGUUUGGGAAGAAGUAAUUAUUAUGUUACCGGAGCAUAUCAAUAUUAUCUUACUUUCAGCUACUGUUCCAAAUGCUAAAGAGUUCGCCGACUGGGUUGGAAGAACCAAGAGGAAGAAUAUCUACGUUAUUAGCACACCAAAGAGACCUGUACCGCUCGAACACCACUUGUUUGCCGGAAAGGAAAUACACAAAAUUGUAGAUGCAGGUGGUAAAUUCCUCAGCAGUGGUCACAGAGAUGCAACAGAUGCCUUACGUAGGAAGCAAGAUAAGGAGAGAGAAGCAGCAGGCUUACCGCCGGUUCAAAAGGCAAGUGGUGGUCCUAGAGGUGGUGGCCGCGGAGGUGGUCGUGGGGGCGGACGUACACCCGCAAAUAUGGGAGCUACUGGCGCACAUCGUGCGAUCAACUCAUACAACAAGUCGCAAGGUGCCAACAGAGGUGGUGGAAAUGCUUCAUCAGGAGGUAACCAAAAUCAUCACUUAGUGCAAUACCUCAAGAAGAAGGAUUUAUUGCCAGUUGUUAUAUUCACCUUUUCAAAGCGUAAAUGUGAAGAACACGCAAGUGGUCUCGGUGGUAUGGACCUACUUAGUGCCGCAGAAAAGAGUGAAGUACAUAUCACUGUUGAGAGAAGCAUAUCUAGAUUAAGAGGCUCUGACAAGCAACUUCCCCAAAUUUCCCGCAUGAGGGAUUUAUUAGGACGUGGUUUAGCUGUGCACCAUGGUGGUCUGCUUCCAAUCGUAAAGGAGAUUGUCGAAUUACUUUUUGGUAGAGGUCUUGUGAAGGUGCUUUUCGCCACUGAGACCUUUGCUAUGGGUGUGAACAUGCCUGCGAGAAGCGUUGCAUUUUCUGGAAUACGGAAACAUGACGGAAAAUCAUUCAGGGAUCUUCUACCAGGUGAAUACACUCAAAUGUCCGGAAGAGCAGGUCGUAGAGGUUUAGAUGCAACAGGUGUUGUAAUUAUUAUGACAAAUGACAACAUACCUGAAACAACCACUCUGCAACAGAUGAUCUUGGGUAUUCCAGGAAAGCUUAACUCACAAUUUAGACUUACUUUUAAUCUUAUCCUUAAUUUGUUACGUGUCGAAACACUCAAGGUAGAAGAUAUGAUUAAAAGAUCAUUUAGUGAAAACGCAAGUCAGAGGCUUCUUCCUGAUCAACAGAAGCAGGUCGAAGAAGCUGAACAGCGUCUCACACUCCUUCAAAAACUCGAUAGGGAAACAUCACUGCCUGAUUUAGAUGUUUUAUACAAUACUAGCGCAGCUUUGAUUGAUGUUAACGCUUACAUUAUUGACUUCGCGCUUAAACAUCCGCAAGGUAGCAAAAUGAUAGGAGCUGGUAGAGUUGUACUCGUCAGAGAUAAUCACUUCAAGGGAAAUUUGGCUGUCUUGCUUCGUCCUCCAAAAUUCUUGCCUACUGGUGCAUCAAAGACAUCCAAAUAUUAUUGGGUUGUUGGUUUAACGGAUGAAAGUACCAAGAAUGGGAAGAGUGAUGUCAGAGCCGAUGACAUUACUCCACGCUGGCCAGCACCAUUGGAUGAAGAAGGAGACGGACUUGUAUAUGAUUUGGUCUCUAUUCCAAGUGAAAGUAUCUCGGUUGUGACGAAAUUCGCUAUGAAGGAGAUUGAUGUAUCUGCUAUUGUUGAUCAUCACCGUAAAUCUGCAUUGCAAGGUUGUGCAAACUACUUGAAAGAGAUCCUUCCAGCAUUUACAAAUAACGCAAUAUUGACAGAAAGAUCAUUAGAAUUAGACUGGUCAAAAUUAAGAGGUUUAGAAUUCCACGAAGCGUUAGCUGAGAAAGAAAAGCUUAUCGAAAAGAUACGUGAUUUAGUACCUCUGACGGCUCUCGAUGAAUUCAUACCUCAAUAUGCUCAAUUACAUGCCGAAAAUGGAUUAAAGAAUCAAAUUGCUUACUUAAGAGCAUCAAUCAGUGAUCAGAAUCUGGAGUUACUUCCAGAUUAUGAAAACCGAAUUAAUGCUUUGAAAGAAAUGCAGUAUAUAGAUCAAAACGCUACUGUGCAACUCAAAGGACGCGUUGCUUGCGAGAUUAACUCGGCUCAUGAACUAAUUCUCACAGAGUUGAUCUUAGAGAAUGUAUUCGCCGCUUACGAACCAGAGGAAAUGGUUGCGCUUCUCUCGUGCUUCCUUUUCCAUGAGAAAUCAGAAGCAGAGCCAGUCAUUCCACCAAAAUUGGAAGAAGGGAGAGAUACAAUAUUUGCUAUCGCAGAUCGUGUACAAAGAGUACUUGAGCACAAUAAAGUUGAAUCAGAAGAUUUCGAAACAUCACUCAAAUUCGGAUUGGUUGAGGUUGUUUAUGAAUGGGCUAAGGGAAUGCCAUUUGAACAAAUUACCCAACUUACUGAUGUAGCCGAAGGUACUAUAGUUAGAGUCAUCACACGUUUAGAUCAGACCUGCUUGGAAGUUAGAGAUGCCGCUAGAGUUAUCGGAGAUGCCGCAUUAUUCCAAAAGAUGGAAGCAUGUCAGACGAUGAUCAAGAGGGAUAUCAUCUUCGCUGCUAGUUUAUACGUGUAAGAUAUAAACAUACAAAUAUUUAAUGCAUUUUUUUGUACAAUUUAUGCUUUGCCUGGAUGUAUUUCACAUCUUAAGAGGU
This is a messenger RNA of Wallemia mellicola CBS 633.66, 4035 nucleotides long. RefSeq names its product antiviral helicase. Lineage: Eukaryota; Fungi; Basidiomycota; Wallemiomycetes; Wallemiales; Wallemiaceae. The record is from RefSeq and is a predicted model, not a curated record. Bases 162 to 3956 code for a protein of 1264 amino acids. Gene Ontology annotation, cellular component: Ski complex. Gene Ontology annotation, biological process: nuclear-transcribed mRNA catabolic process, 3'-5' exonucleolytic nonsense-mediated decay. Gene Ontology annotation, molecular function: RNA helicase activity; RNA binding; ATP binding. The transcript is spliced from 9 exons.